GAUUCUUUACAUGACCGUAGGCCUUUAAGUGGACUCGCUACGAACUACGAACUUUGAAUAGUCGGCGGGCAGACGCUACACACUAAAAACACGACCGCUCUGUGUCUUACAAAAAGUCUCUCAUUUAAAAAAAGAUGGCGAAUAAAAAGUUUCUUCUCUCAAGGAUUGUAUUGUAUGCGGUGGCAUUGCUCUCGCUGUGUGCCGCAGCUGAGAAUCGUCGGUGCUACUGGUGUGGUCCCCUAGCCGAGCAGGUGCAUCGCAGUCAGCGCGCGCUACCGUGCAGUGGAGGGCAAAUGCAGGUCACCGUCUGCGAUCCUGGAUACCAGUACUGCGCAGUUGUCGCCACCUCGCCGCCAUACAAGGAAUCAAGAUACUGUGUCAAGUUAUAUCAAGAUGAGUGCUAUGCGCUCUACUGCAAUUCUACCAAAACAUGGCGGAUGACUUGCCCGUGCCGCGGAGAUCUAUGCAAUGGACCUAACACCGAACGCGAACUGGAAGCAUUCGCAGGACUUGCGAAGAUCGUAUCCAAGACACACAACACCCGGCUUAGACGAGCCUUAGUAACUACUGGACGGUUCAUAAGCUUGAAUCCUAGAAGAAACAGAAUAGACAACGCGACUGCAGAAGCUGUUGUAGAAAUUGAAAGGGAUAUCAACGCAACUAACGUUAAUAUUGAUCUGGAUAAUGAAAGUCACGACGACAAUGUAGCUAAUAACGUAACAGAAGCAAAAAGCAAAGAACAAGUCGUUGAAACGACUCAAGUUAGUGCUGAACUUCAAAAUAGUGAAGCUUCUAAUAACCCUAGUGAGAUGAUGAUUGAACCAACAAACGUGAACACUCAAAUGAAUGAUUCCGUCAUACAAGUUGAUAUUCCUAGUGAAAAUAUGGAAACCAGUAAUCUGAAAACAGAAAUUAUUCUAUUGAAUAACGAAACUGAUAAGGAUGUUGCUAAACCAAACGAAAACAUCCCAGAAGUUCAGACUACUCUUGAAGUUACAACACAGACAACUGUAGAAACAAAAGUUAUGACAGAAACAAAAGCUAUGACGGAACCUACCCCAGAAGUAGUAAAAACGGCACCAACUGAAGCUAAGUUUAACAAUCUGAAGCCAAGUGAGCAGUUACCUACUGCAGAAGCUUUUCAAUUUACUGACGCACCAACAACGAAAACUACUGAACGUGUUAUGCUUACAAGCACAACCCAAACGACGAUGCCACCCAAAAAUAACACCGCCACCCGCUUCGAUGCACACAUACUAACGCUAGCCGUCGGCGUCAUUCUAAAUUAUAAUCUUUAAGCAUUUAACUUCAUAUUUUAUUGCUAGUUUUAGAAUAAUUCAUUGUCAAAAGUUGAUCUCUGUAAGUGAAGCUUUAAUUGUUAGAAAUUUAACGUAGUAUAGUAGCGCUCAUUCCAUGUGAUAUUAGCAUAGACAAAUUGUAAAUAUUUUCAGCAAUAUUUUUAGACAUUAUGUAGAUGUGAUUGGCAUUGGCACAAAAUAAACACGCACAGAAAAUGUAAUGUGUUUUAUU
Spodoptera litura is the source of this 1530-nucleotide messenger RNA. RefSeq lists its product as uncharacterized. The record is from RefSeq and is a predicted model, not a curated record. Lineage: Eukaryota; Metazoa; Arthropoda; Insecta; Lepidoptera; Noctuidae.